AUGACUGAUAUCUGGGCAGGGCUGCUUUUUAGUCGCACUGCAGCCUCCAGCAGGACAGGACAGCUGAGGCAGAUCCUGCAGGAGAUGGACCCCAGCUACAGAACCAGUCUGUACUUUGGUAAAAAGCUGAGUGGGCAACCAUUCUAUACAGUGUCGGGAGGAAUCUACUGUGAAAACGACUUUUUGUACUCAGGAGUUCAUCCAGCCCCAGAGGUGUGCAACAGCUGUGGGUUUUUAAUCAUGGAUAAUAUGGUCCUGCAGGCCCGUGGGAGGUCCUACCACCCGUCCUGCUUCCGCUGCGUGGUCUGCAGCCAGAGCCUGGAGGGGCAGCCCUUCUCUGUGGACGCAGACCGCCGGGUCUACUGUGUCAGCGACUACCACAGGCUCCGGGCCCCCUGCUGUGCCGCCUGCAGAACACCGAUACUGCCGACUGAGGGGUCUACAGAGUCUGUAAGAGUGGUGUCACUAGACAGAAGUUACCAUGUCGAGUGUUUCAGUGGAGACGUGAACCUCAUCUAA
This is a messenger RNA of Limanda limanda (common dab), 519 nucleotides long. It is a transcript of the gene limd1b, whose product is annotated as LIM domains containing 1b. Gene Ontology annotation, biological process: cytoskeleton organization; regulation of DNA-templated transcription; negative regulation of hippo signaling. The record is from RefSeq and is a predicted model, not a curated record. Lineage: Eukaryota; Metazoa; Chordata; Actinopteri; Pleuronectiformes; Pleuronectidae. Gene Ontology annotation, cellular component: nucleus; P-body; transcription regulator complex. The transcript is spliced from 7 exons. Gene Ontology annotation, molecular function: transcription corepressor activity. The coding region runs from base 1 to 519 and encodes 172 amino acids.